GCUGCACAAACAAAAACACAAACAAAGCCAGCCAGCAGUGAACAACCACCCACGCCUCAAGCACGCACCCCACACGACGCGAUGGAGGAGGCGGCAGCGAAGAAGGCCAAAGCAGCGGAGACGCGGGCGUUUCCCCGCAUCAAGGAAGUGCGCGCGUUUGUGCAACACAAGGAGAAAGGUGAUCAGGGCGCCGACUGCCACGAUGUGGACGAUGAGCACUGGAUCAACGGGUAUCCCACCCCAAUCGCCCACCCCAUGUCCUCUUACCCGCUCUACGCGGCCAAGCGCAAGUCGUGGGGCAUCAACGCGCUUGGCUCCGUUGUCGUCGAGGUGGAGUCCGAGGAUGGUCAAGUGGGCGUUGGCGUCUCCAUUGGCGGGGAGCCCGCGUGCUUCAUUGUAGAGCAUCACCUUAGCCGCUUCGUCGAGGGCCAGGACCCGCGUGAUGUCGAACUCAUGUGGGACCAGAUGUACAGGGCGACUGUCAACUAUGGGCGUAAAGGCCUUCCCCUGCAAGCCAUCAGCGCUGUUGAUCUUGCCAUCUGGGAUCUGCUUGGAAAGAUCAGAAACGAGCCCGUGUACGCCAUGCUCGGUGGAAAGACAAAGGACAGGCUACCAGUGUACAUGACGUGUUCCCGCCCAGACUGUGCAAAAGACCUCGGGUUUGUGGGCGCGAAGGUUCCGUGUCCGUACGGGCCUGAUGCAGGCGAUGAAGGCUUGCGCAAGAAUGUGGCGUUCUUUCGCAAGUGGCGUGAGACUGUCGGACCGGAAUUCCCGCUCAUGCUUGACUGCUACAUGGCCCUCUCCGUGCCUUAUGCAAUCAAGCUGGCGAAAGAGCUGCAGCCAUACGGGCUCAAGUGGAUGGAAGAAUUCCUGCACCCGGAUGACUAUGACGGGUACGAGGAGGUGAAGCGUGCGCUGGCGGGAACAGGGAUUAUGCUCACAACUGCAGAACACGAAUACACCAGAUACGGGUUCCGCGAGCUGAUCAAGCGCAAGGCGGCAGAUGUGCUGCAGCCGGACAUCACAUGGAUGGGCGGCAUCACGGAGGCGCGACGGGUGGUGGCCAUGGCUGCUGCUCACGACAUCAUCGUUAUCCCGCACGGCUCCAGCGUCUACUCGUACCAUCUGCAGUAUGCGUUCAAGAACUGUCCACUUGCAGAGUACAUCAACCUGAGCCCAAAGUCUGAUCGCAUCGUUCCGUAUUUCGGCGGUCUAUUCCCAGAUGAACCCCUGCCCAAGGACGGGUUCAUUGACUUGCCGGACAAGCCCGGCUUUGGCGUUUCGCUCGACCGCUCCCGUCUCCGCCGCCCGUACACACGCACAGGGGAUGAAGUUACUACAAACUUCAAGCGAAAUGCAGAACGCGCAAUGCCAACAGUCGCAAAGCUUCCAUUUUAACGCGACACGCAUGCGUUCACACACACACACACACACACACACACACACACACACACACACACACACACACACACACACACACACACACACAUGGACACGUUCAGAUUUUCUUUCCUUUUCUGCUUUUGUUUCGUUGAACUGUUUAUGAAGGGCGCACAGGUGUUAUGCACAACAGAAGAAAUGAAGCAAGAGCAGCCACGAGCAAGAACAGGCCAGCCAGCGUGGUAGCGCAGGCGUGAGUGUGCGGCUGUUGCAACCUUGUUUGUGUGUUGUUGACUGGAAUGAACAACAAGGAGAACAAACCCAUUGGAUUGCAUGUGUGCUGUGGAGUUGUGUAACGCAAAAAGGAAGAAACAAAACAGAGACCAAAAGCAACCCGCAACUCAAGUAAACAAGGCCAG
Molecule: messenger RNA, 1799 nt
Organism: Salpingoeca rosetta
Lineage: Eukaryota; Choanoflagellata; Craspedida; Salpingoecidae
Product: L-rhamnonate dehydratase
Exons: 12
Coding region: 82-1398 (438 amino acids)
Biological process (GO): carbohydrate catabolic process
Molecular function (GO): hydro-lyase activity; magnesium ion binding
Source: RefSeq, a predicted model, not a curated record